Messenger RNA from Fomitopsis serialis, 1488 nucleotides. RefSeq lists its product as uncharacterized. The coding region runs from base 147 to 1220 and encodes 357 amino acids. The transcript has a single exon. Lineage: Eukaryota; Fungi; Basidiomycota; Agaricomycetes; Polyporales; Fomitopsidaceae. The record is from RefSeq and is a predicted model, not a curated record.
GCGCAGAUGCAGCGCAGAUGCACUACCGGUGCACGACCGGGCGAGCGGGCGACGCUGCAGCUGCGUGACCGCGAGCGCGUCUCCGGGCGGCCACACGCACGGUGCACAAUUGGCGGGCUGGUGACAGGGGAGCGUCGCAGCUUCUCAUGUGGUGUGCCGGCGACGAAGCGAAUUCGCACCGAGCGAGGCUCUCUUUCAGCCUUCCCGAACGGGACUCUCCCCGCGGCGUGCUCAAGCGACUCGCCCAGAACGGACAACAACGGGGCUCGGACCUGCGCCCGCCCGCCGGUCACGGAGACGCACCUCGCAGGACCGAGGGCCAUGUGCUCGAGCGCGACGGCGAGCAGGCGCAGCGAGGGCGAGAUGGAUCGCGCGCGGUGGCAGAUCACGCUCGCAGCGGAAGCAAAUCUUGCAUAGCGCGACGCGGAGGUACAUGCCCUCGCCCGAUGCCCUCGAACGAGCAGCCCUGGCCCGGCGCGCCGUCUCUGCGCCCUCCCCCGCGGCCGUCCUCCGCCCGCUGCACGUCACCCGGGCUCUUGCGCGGUGUCAGCUGGUGCACUGCUGUGCUGCCCGCAGACGCUGCCCGCAGACGCCGCCCACAGCCCCGGCGUCCCAGCGCACAGCGCCCGAAGACGCCGCACACGCGCACACGCUGCUACUCACCGCCCACCGGUCCAUCGGGCCUGCGCGCCUUUCAGGCGGAGUCUCGAUACCCCGCCGCUCCGCCACCCCGCCACCGGCUGCCCCGGCCCUGCCGGCGCUCAGCAUGUGGCGCGCCGGGCGCCUGCCGGUGGCGGCGAGGCAGGCGCGAGACGGGCACGCUCGUCGUCGCGUCUGCCAAUGGGCUCGCACGAAAACCUGCUGCACAAGUGGCUGCGCCAGAACACCCAGCCCUACACACACAGGGACGCCCUCUUCCACCACGUCGACGCCGCCCUCACCCGCUAUCCCACCAUCAGACCCAAGACAGACGUCUACAGUUCAGUCCAAACGCCCUGCGUCCUCGUGCCGCGAUCCGUGCUCACUCCCCCGUCUUUCGCAGCCUUCGACGACGGCCGCACCCAGCUGCUCCUCUGCCUCCAUGGGCUCCUCCCGAUAGCAUUCCGCGGCGCGUCGUACAACAUUCCAGUCGCACUGUGGCUCACCAGGGAAUACCCGCAGCAGCCCCCUAUCGCAUACGUCGUCCCCACCAGCGACAUGCUCGUUCGCCCCGGGCCUGACAUGGACGUCAGCGGAAGGUCCCAUAUCCAGUACUUGCGCGAUUGGGAGAAGAAGCCCGAGGUGCGUCCUCCGUCCUCGACGCGCUCAUGUGAUACUGACGCGCCGGAUCCACCACAGGGGUGCAGUCUCGUCGCACUCUUCCAAGCCAUGCAGGACAAUUUCUCGCGUCUUCCUCCGGUCUAUUCCGACCUGCACACGCGGCGACCCAGCCAGCCACGCUGCCCCGCCCGACAGGCCCGGACUACUCUUCGCGGCCUCCACCGCCGG